UGUUUACACCAGUUGUGAAAAGUAUAUUGGUCCUGUUUAGAAGCCUCAGAAUAUUUUGAACUUUGUCCUUAUAUUAAGAAAAAAAACAACCUAUUUUUUAAAAAUAUAUAUUUUUACGAUCCUUUAUUAAUUGAAAUUUAUUUUUCUUGUAUUUACAGCUUUUCUCUUGUGCGAGACUUGGCGAUUUGGAAGUUUUCCACUGCUGCCUGCUGCGAUUCUCACCUCUGCAUCACCACAUCAUCUCAGACCUCUUUAUCCUACAGACACAUAUUUUAUCUACAUAUUCAGACAAGUUCUUUUGCACAUAGUAACAUUCAGUUACACACACGCACACACACACACACACACACACAUUUAAAUAACCGCCUUUCCCCCCCCAGGUGUCUUCUUUUUUUCUACUGUGGUCUUACAGGAUGCCCCGUAGGGGACGGCGCUCCGAGGCGGCCAAGGUGAGAUGGAGGAAGCUGGAGAGUGUGCCGGUCGUCGCCAAGCCUGGGACACCACCGCUCGCACCCAGUGCUUGGAACCCGACUAGGUCUCCGCCGACGAAGACGUCCCGACUGCUGGAGGGUGGCCUGCCCUACCAGAUGUCGCCCGUGGUUCGUCAGGACGAGGAGCCCCGUGGGCAGUCGACUUCUCCGGAGUCGCGUAUGCCGUGGGGCAGGCGUCGCCAUCGCGUGGAGACGUGGCCAGCUUCCCGGGUGACCAGACGGAGCUGCAAGUUGGUUCUGCCUACUGCCGAGGCUCUGGAGAAGAAGUUUGCUCUUUUGGUUGGUGAUUCCCAUCUGCGUGCUAUUGUGGAUGGGUAUUCUACCAUGCCAAAGGGCGACUUCUCCUUAGGGAUGCUUGCAUCUCCCGGAGCUUCUGCGGAAGAGUUGCGGCUUGAGGUGCUGGAUGCAGUUCUGCCUCGGCCCCCCGAGGUGAUCUGUCUUCUGGCCCCAAGUAACAACUUGACCGCCAGCAGGACCUUCGUGGAGGCCGGAGGCGUUUGGACGCUUUGUUGCGCACUCUGCAACCUCUCUGCUAAUGUAAGUAUAAUAUCACUUUCCCCACGCCUUGGCGUGAAGGAAAGUGUGCAACAGCUGCUGAGGCAGGAGUUUCAACGUGUGGCUGCUCAGAGAGGUGUUCGGUACUUGCCUGUCACUGAACACUUCCCGUUGAGCAGCCUAGCCUUGUGGAGCAGGGACGGCGUUCAUUUGAGCGAUCGUCCUGGGAUGGAGGUCCUUUCUCAGUUGCUUGAGGCGGCGGUCUCUUCGCAACUUGAGUUAAGUGCACCGAAAUCUCCAGCUCCUGUGAUGUUGGCUCCUCCCCCUCCUGGGACGGCAUCCCCCCCCGCGGUGAGACGUCCCCUGCCCCGGCUGGUUGUGGUUGGCGAGGUGGCUGCUCCGCGUCGUUCGGACCCCUUCGCCUGGACUGUGGUUGGUGGUCGUAAGUCGCCUCGCGGGGGCCAGGGUGGUGAUGGCUAUCCACAGGCCACUGGGAGGAUGGUUGACCAACAGGGAGACCUGCUGGAUUCUUCCAUCCCCCCGAAUCCUGUGUGGUUCAGCCCAACGUUGCUGGAGGAGAUGGACCGGAUCGUUCCUGCGUCUGGCCUUGACGCUCCGUUACCUACACGUUCUCCGACGAGGAAGAAGAAGACGAGUCCGAGGCGUCGUCCAAUUUCCGAUCCCUCCAAGCUGAAUCCGGUGGAGCGGCAGAUGGAGGGAGCGCCGAGAGAGACCACCACGCCAGCUCGUCGCCAGGCACGGAGUCCGGUCCCCCCGAUGGACGUCGAGGCCCCUGCCGAGUCCUCUUCUGUGCCACAGGAGGACCAUGUCCGGGAUGGGAGCUGCCAGGCUUCUGCGCUGGAACCCGGGAUCAGCGGUCCACCUGUCCUGUCGGUAAGUGCCUCACAUUCUCAAGCCGACAAAAGGUAUGCUGCAUUUUCUCGCAAUCACCAGUGCACAUGCAUGGCACUCACAUUUUUAGCUUACCACAAUGAGGGGUUGCAGUUUGACACAGUGUUGCUUGACAGAGUGAUUGAAAAAGGAGACCAACUUUAUGUCGGCGUUAAACAGCAACUGAUCAGUGAUGGAACGUUUCGUGAUGAUCACUUGACAUUUGAAGAGAUGCCUGACCAUGUGUUGACUGACAGGAACAUCUAUGCAGUACACACAACUGGUUUAAGGGUAGGUCAUGUUUUUGCUGGUAGCGGGAGCCCUCAAGGAUCUCGACAAUUGGGUUUGCCUCUUGCCCUGCAACUGGAAUGUCUGUCGGAAAAUGUCACUCAUGCUUUUCUUUUGGUGACUCCAGAGUGCAUUGCAGUUUUCAGGGACAGAAGCGGUCGGUUUGGAGUUUUUGAUUCCCACUCAAGAAAUUCAGCAGGCCUGCCCCACUCCAGUGGAACUGCAAUAAUGAUGACUUUCUGCAAACUGUCUGACAUGGUCAACCAUCUGCUGAAGCUCUUUCGAAACCGCGGCCCCAAUGCCACCUAUGAGUUUGUGCCAGUAGGUUUUGUCAGGGACAAUGACGACCAUCCUGAGGAUUUGGCCUUUCAGAACAUUUCACCUGAAGCCACAAAAGUAAGUCCAACUGUUUUCAAACCCAAGAGCACCUCUGAAGAGGAAAUGCCUCCUUGGCUUAGGAAAGUUGCAAAUGUAUUAGAGGAAAUGUCUCCAACCAUUCCAAAUGUGUCAAAAGUUCCAAAAAUCAAUAGAAGAAAAAUUAAGAACAGGGUCCAAACUCAACAGGGACAGAAUAUGCUAAAUAAAAUGAAACAAAGUUCAUCUGAAAAAGAAAGAUAUCUGAAAUCUCCAACAUUUAGGACCAAAAAGUUACUGGCCUUAAAAGAAAAAUACAUUCUUGAUCAAGCACAAAAGAAGGAUCAGUUAAAUAAUAGAUAUCGAACAGACGCAUCUUUCCGGGAGAGACGAAUAAAUUACAUUAAAUACAGAUUCAACUUUGUCCACAGCUUCAGAGCCAAUAGCUGGGUUAACGCGUACAACCCUGAUCUCCUCCGUGCAUGGAACGCCAACAUGGACAUUCAGUAUGUGCUUGAUGAGUACAGCUGCAUUGAGUACAUGAUGUCCUACAUAGCCAAGCCAGAGCAUGAAAUGGCACAGUUCCUCAAGUCUGUUGUAGAUGAUUUAAAGACGGCCAAUGUUAGCCAACGCGAUGAGAUGAAAAAGAUCAUGCAGGCUUAUUCAAAACAGAGAGAGAUGAAGACGGUGUAA
Molecule: messenger RNA, 3212 nt
Organism: Gambusia affinis (western mosquitofish)
Lineage: Eukaryota; Metazoa; Chordata; Actinopteri; Cyprinodontiformes; Poeciliidae
Exons: 16
Coding region: 414-3212 (932 amino acids)
Source: RefSeq, a predicted model, not a curated record